Molecule: messenger RNA, 879 nt
Organism: Daldinia loculata
Lineage: Eukaryota; Fungi; Ascomycota; Sordariomycetes; Xylariales; Hypoxylaceae
Exons: 2
Coding region: 1-879 (292 amino acids)
Molecular function (GO): protein binding
Source: RefSeq, a predicted model, not a curated record
AUGGCUACCAGUUUUCCUCACGGAUAUUACUCUGCCACCGAAUACUAUUUUCGCGAGGGACAGGCUGACGCUAUUGUUCGAACCACAGCCUACCAUCGUAAAGAUUACUGUCGCUCUGUGAUAUGGUUCUCGCCUCGCGAACACGUUGGUAUUCAUCCAUCGAUAGCAACACCUUUCCAGCGGGAUUCUCAUACGGGACUCGGCCCCCUAGAUCGCCUACCCCUCGAGCUCUUGCAUGACGUGUUGUUACGCAUGGACAUGCGUUCUCUAUUCAACUUUCGACAAAUAAAUCUCAGAUCGAGACAGGCGGUUGACUCUCUCAGGCAAUAUCAGAUGGUGUGCCUCCAAGAAGCUCCGGAAACCCAAGUGCAAACUCUUGGCGCUGUCCGGAAGCAAUUUCACUUAACUAAGGCCGAAUCAGCCCAAUUGAGGUCAUUCAAGGCUUUGCCUGGGAUAUAUUCAAUGAACGAGACCGUACAUAAGUCCCAUAUUAUGCUCGUUUCUACUCAUCAGACCAUAUUGGUUUCCGGACAGCAACCGGAUACAUCAGCGCAGGCGCCGCCGGGACGACAUAAAAAAUUCAGGUUUAUGGGGUCCUGCGCACUUCCUUACCGUGAUAAACGAACCGGUAAGAUCGAGCACGGAAUAUCGUGUGCCGGAUGUCAGCUCGCUCUCGGAAAAGACAUCAUCGGCUCCAGGGGCGAGAAAUGGGCAUUCGAGGCCCGUGACAAGGUAUAUGCGCAAGAUGGCUUUUUAGAACACUUUCGACGGUGUGAACAGGCCCAACUCUUAUGGAGAUCGAGUGGUGAAGGUAAGAACCGGCCGGCCGAGCUGCCCGAGGCUACCCGGAGAGGAGGCUACUUCAAGGUGAGAGAAUAA